AUGAAAUAUUUGAAUGAAAAUUGCAUGAGUCGUCUUGCGAUCACUCUUCACAAUGAUCUCAAUGAGACAGGUUGCGACUCUUUGGUAAUCCUCCAUUAUCAUUGGGGAGGCGUGUCAAAAUUUUCUAAUUUGGAACAAUAUGGGAUUGUGAAACUUAAAUAUACUUCUGUUAAGCAAUUUCAUUCUGCUCUUCGAGACAUCAUAGCACCAAUAGCUACUGAAGAAAGUGAUUCUUCAGAUAUCUCAAUAAAUCAACUUCCAGAUAAUCAUAUGGAUGAGCAUGAUCAGAACAAUGAAAAGUUUGGAAUUUCCAAAGAAAUUCCCCAAGAGUUGGCCACAGAGAUUCAAGCUUGGUUUCACCGAAUUCACGAUUCUCAUGAGGCCAAAGAAUCGGCUACUCGAAUUCAACGCUGGUUUCGCCGUGCUCUCCUACGACAAAAAUCUCGGCAAGAUAAAGACCCAAUCCUAGAACAGAUUUUCAACGAGAUGGUAGUUUUUUGCAAAAACGAACUUUUUUGGAAGACUGCUGUUAAGAAUAAGGGAAGAAAAAGAGUGAAUAAGUAUCAUAUUUUAUUGAGAAGUCUGAUUGUAAAAAACAUUGUAGACCUGACUAAGCUGCAAGGAAACAUGGAUGCUAGAAAAAUAAAAUUGCAAAAAACGAUCAAUAAUCGUAGUUCGGAUGACCAAAAAAUUGACAAAUGUUUGGAGUUACUGGAUGACUUAAAGUUCGUAUAUUCAUUACGAAAACAUCAAGAUGGUACUAGAUUCAUUAUCAAUAUCAAAGAGCGCGAAAAAACAUCAAGAUGCAAAUAUUGA
Molecule: messenger RNA, 816 nt
Organism: Ambispora leptoticha
Lineage: Eukaryota; Fungi; Glomeromycota; Glomeromycetes; Archaeosporales; Ambisporaceae
Source: the annotation of a GenBank genome assembly